ACACGCAAAGGCUAUGAUCAAAAUUCAAAACUGUGAGGAGGGAAACACGUGCAUACGGAGAGCCGUUGGAGCCGACGAGGGGCAAAUUAAGGAUUUUGGGAGACAUUUAUCGUCUCUGUCUUUCUUCUUCUUCCUUUUAUUCAACUUUAGAAUCCAUUCUUGCAAAAUCAGAAACCUCUUCUUCAAAGUCUCCAAUCCUCCAACUGGAAGGUUUAGUAUGGAAAAGUACGAGAAGCUUGAGAAAGUGGGGGAAGGGACUUAUGGGAAGGUGUACAAAGCCAAGGACAAGACGACUGGGCAGUUGGUAGCCCUCAAGAAAACACGCUUGGAAAUGGAUGAGGAAGGUGUUCCCCCUACUGCUCUCCGUGAGGUGUCCCUCCUCCAGAUGCUCUCCCAGUCCCUCUAUGUGGUCCGCCUGCUGUGUGUUGAGCAUAUUGUUGAUGGCAACAAAAAGAAUGGUGGCAGUGGCAAUGGCAAGCCCCUCCUCUACCUUGUCUUUGAGUACCUUGACACUGACCUCAAGAAGUUCAUUGACUCCCACCGCAAGGGCCCCAACCCCAGGCCACUCCCACCUACCCUCAUUCAGAGCUUCCUCUUUCAGCUCUGCAAGGGCGUUGCCCACUGCCACAGCCAUGGUGUACUCCACCGGGAUCUCAAACCCCAGAACCUCCUUGUUGAUAAGGACAAGGGCAUUCUAAAGAUCGCUGAUCUUGGACUUGGCAGGGCUUUCACUGUCCCUCUCAAAAGCUACACUCACGAGAUCGUCACCCUCUGGUAUAGAGCUCCAGAAGUUCUCUUGGGAUCCACACAUUACUCCACUGCUGUUGAUAUGUGGUCCGUUGGUUGCAUUUUUGCUGAGAUGGUAAGAAGGCAAGCCUUAUUUCCUGGGGAUUCUGAGUUUCAACAACUGCUCCAUAUAUUCAGGCUGCUAGGGACACCUACGGAGAAGCACUGGCCUGGAGUUUGUUCGCUACGUGAUUGGCAUGUGUACCCCCAGUGGGAGCCCCAGAACUUGUCACGAGCUGUUCCAUCAUUGGAACCUGAUGGUGUUGAUCUUCUCUCUAUGCUUAAAUAUGAUCCAGCUGAGAGAAUAUCAGCCAAAGCUGCUCUAGAGCACCCAUUUUUUGACAGCCUGGAUAAGUCUCAAUUCUGAAGCUGUAUAUUGCUUCUAAGAGCUUGAUUUUAUGACAAUCAAGUCAGAUGUACUUUUAGAUUGAAGAGAUUGUCAUCAUCUUGGUGAUUGAAAAACUUGUCAUAUGAGAUAGGCAUGUGGUGUUCUAUCUUUUGUGGUUGACCAGUGAAGAAUCAUAGUUCCUAGUCUGUUUUUGUUAUUUCAAAUUGUCUUUGCAAUUGGUUGGAAUCAGUAUACCCAGUUGUUAGAAUAUGAUCAAAGCUUAUUGUAUUUAAACCGGGAUUUCCUUUUCCGAGCUCUUCCAUGAUCCAAGAAGCGCAAGGUUGUGGUACAUUAGGCAAAGCCGAGGUUGCUUCUGA
Messenger RNA from Coffea eugenioides, 1491 nucleotides. Its product is annotated as cell division control protein 2 homolog C-like. The record is from RefSeq and is a predicted model, not a curated record. Lineage: Eukaryota; Viridiplantae; Streptophyta; Magnoliopsida; Gentianales; Rubiaceae. Gene Ontology annotation, cellular component: cytoplasm; nucleus; cyclin-dependent protein kinase holoenzyme complex. Bases 14 to 1153 code for a protein of 379 amino acids. Gene Ontology annotation, molecular function: cyclin binding; ATP binding; cyclin-dependent protein serine/threonine kinase activity. Gene Ontology annotation, biological process: protein phosphorylation; signal transduction; G1/S transition of mitotic cell cycle. The transcript has 6 exons.